UGUUUCGGGCUAGGGAAAUCAUAGUUUGAUUGAUUAUCCCACAACCAACAAAACUAAGCAUUCACCAUGAAGUACCUGUUCGUCUGCAUCAGCCUGGCCCUCUUCGCCUACAUCAACGCUAGCCCGGUGUACGGUGGCAACCGCGGUGGAUAUGGCGGCGGAAACCACGGUGGAUAUGGCGGCGAUCGUGUGGAGUACGAGCAAAUCCUGGUGCCAUCUUAUGGCCGCGGACACGGCAACCAGGGCUAUGAUCGUCCCCAGAUCCUGCGAUCGGCUCCCUCUGGCUCCAGUGCCUCGGCUGCUGCCUCCGCGGCGGCUGCUGCCAUCGCCCCUGGUCGCUACAGCCAGUGGGCCGUGCCCCGUUACGAGAUCGAUGGCAGCUACAACGGUCCCAGCCACGGACAUGGCCGCGGCGGCUACUAAUUCCUGCCCCUCAACGAAACGAAUCGAGCCCAUCAGACCUUUUUUCUUUGAUCAAGCAGCAGCGGCAGCUAUGCUCUGAGAUUGGAAAAUAAAAACGUCUUGAACCAAA
Messenger RNA from Drosophila persimilis, 532 nucleotides. It is a transcript of the gene Cp15, whose product is annotated as chorion protein S15. The record is from RefSeq and is a predicted model, not a curated record. NCBI's taxonomy places the organism in Eukaryota, Metazoa, Arthropoda, Insecta, Diptera, Drosophilidae. The transcript has 2 exons. Bases 67 to 423 code for a protein of 118 amino acids. Gene Ontology annotation, cellular component: egg chorion. Gene Ontology annotation, biological process: multicellular organism development.